UCCGUGCAGCGAGGGUGUAUGUCCGAUCGAAAGGGGUCUUAAUUGCUGUAAAAAUCGUGAAAAAUUUCAAUACUCAGGUCAAUCCGUAAUGAAAGGAGACUAGGAUCGGCGUAUUUUCCCUCCUUGCGCUCGAUCGACUGAGUCCUCUCUCGAUGAAGAAUCUCUUGAUUUAUUGAGAAUCGAUGCGCCCCCGUUUUGCGACUUAUGUUGAUUGAUAAUUAUGUCGAUAUUGAGACGAGAAUUGGGCGAUACGAACAUGUGGAUUAACUACUCUGUACUCGUCUUAUCGUGUUACAAAUCAAGUGUCGUUAAGUGAAUUUGGGAGAACGGGGGAUUUUUUAUCUGCUGAACAUCGCGUAUUGCCUAAUAGCAGGUAGAAGAAAUCAUCAACUUCCAAUCGAGCCCCCAGACCCCCGAAAAAAUGCCGCAAGCACACGCAUCGACCCCAGACCCCUGAGCCCACCGAUCGAUGACACAAUCGAAGAAUAUGGAAUCUCAAGAAUGGGUCCAUCCCUAUAAACUCAAUAGUCAUUCCGAUGCAUCUUAACAGACGUGUAAAUUUAACUCCGCCUAUCCGCCCCGUCCUCGACUUUUCACGAAUACUCGGAUCUCCUCGCUCGUUUUGAGUUCACGUCAUUAGGCGGUUUAUUUUAGGAAUUUGGAGCGACUAGCGCAGGUUCCAGACGCGAAAUUCCUCGGCGUUUUCAUCACAUGAUGCGGGGACUCGUCAGCCGCAUGACGGAAUCAUGAUCUUGCACGUCAAGUGAAUUUUCUCAUCCCCCGAAGCGCAGAAAUAUGGGACGAUUUGAAUUGCUGGUUGAGAAUGCUCAGCGAAGAUGGACUUUCCACUUUGAUAAGUAAACUUGGCGCACUUCUGGGGCAGCUCAGCAGGUCAUGGGGUAGUGCGAGAUGGAGACUAGGACGAGGGGAUGACAGCAGAAUGCAGCGAGAAUGGACUCGGCUCAACGGAGAUCAAAACCUAAUCUGAGACAAUCUUAGUUAUAAUCUUGAUAUAUCUUGAUACAUCCUUUCAUCACAAUUUAAAUGUCCAAAGACUGAUUUUGACUCAUUCCCAUGAAUGCAUCGCGCCUCGUGGACGUCAGCAUCACAUCGAGAUAAUUAGACUAUUCGUCCGUUGAUUUCACGGAGAGAUUCCGCGCAAUCUCGAUCUGUAGGAGUUCUUGCGAGUGAUAGACGAUUUGGGGAAAGUUUUUUGUGAGGAGCGGAUGUGAUACCGCGAGGCGAGGAGAGUGCGGAUUGACUGCUAUGGGGAUAUCGUGAAGCGGAGGGUUUAUGGUGGAGAAUGUGACUUUUAGACAUGUGACGUUCAGGUACUUGGGUGAUCAGGUGAGGUAAGUGGGAGUUUCGGGUUUAGUUGUGAAGUGGGAGGAGGAGGCCGGAGGAGGCAGGAUGGGUUGUGGACAGAGCAAGAUUGGGAAUAUAUACCUGAAGAAUAGGAAGAACAAGGAUCCCGGCGGAAAGAAGCACGGCGAUUCGUUGGGAUCAGCCUCCAUUGACCAGAAGAAUGGUAGUGCCAAAAACAACAAAACCAACAACAAUGGGGUGGAGCUCAAUAGAAAUGAAGAUCACAAUGGAAUUGACGUGAAAAAUCCAACGAAAAAGAAGAGUGGAAACGGACCGCUACUGCAACAGGCGGAGGUGUCAUCCAGCCAACUCGACUUUUUCCGCAUGCUGGACGAGAAAAUUGAAAAUGGGCCGGAUUACGACGAAACAUCGGACGUUACAAUCGGCACUGAGGGAAUAACCGAUCUCCUUCGCCGUUGGGAGCUGAUGGGCAUGACCUGGUCAAGUGUUAAUGAUUUGAACUCAGCCAACGUGACGGGUCCAGAUGUGCUCAAGGGUGCGCGGCCCAGUCUGACAGCGAAAGAUCGUGAGGGCAUGAGAAACAUAAUCGGGGGAAGGCCAGAGACUGCUCCAAUGUUCAUUCGCAAUGCCAAUCGCGCUGAUGGCUUGCAAGACGUCAAUUGUCCAUCGCCAAACAUGCCGAGACACGCGUUAGAAUCGAUAAGCCAGAGUCCAACUCAGAGUGUAAAGCACUCAACACCACCUGGAAUGUCACCGACGAGCCUCCGUUUUCAUGAUAAUAAGGAAUACAGUAAAAAUAGUAGAGAGAGUAGCCAAUGCAGUCAAAUACGUAGCUAUCAGGCCAAUCAAAAUGGUGAUUUUGUGACGCAACAGGCACUUUAUCGUGAACAAUAUCUCCAGCAGACGGGAAUUAUUUCGGUUCAGCCGCAGUAUCAGGGCGGCAAUGUACUGAGAAAUAAUCCUUAUGUACAGCAAUUUCAAUUGACGGGUCAGGAACAUUUUGCCGGGCAAAAGCGGGGAUUCAAUUCUGUUGAAUUAACGUGACCUGUGAUCAAUGAGUUGUUGAUGAGAUAAAGAGACUGAUGCAUUCUUCAAAUUAUAUCGAGAUUUAGGAGGAUUUUGGAAAAUAUUUUAUGAUUUUCUGUACCUGAUGUCCAAAGCGAAAUUCAUUGUCUCAGUGUUAUGGAUGUGUGAUUUUCUUGGAUGGAAAUCGUGGGCCUAAUGCGGGGAAUUUCUUAUUCAUCGAAUCGAUGGAGAAGCUGUUGGCGAAUAUUUCAGAUGACAAUUCAAUAUCCAGCAACAUAAAUAUCGUCUCGUUCAUGUUUUAUCACUUUGCUACUGAAGUAAUCCGUUGAUGUGCCAAAAUGAAAAGAAAGAACUGUUUUCUGGCCUUUGAUAUCAAUUUGAGAUUCAACUGUGAAUGAACUUCCUAACAUCUUCUUCUGUGAGUGUUCGAGCUGAAUAUUAAAUGUGGAAAAUUGAUUGCAACCCCUGGUGGGUUGCAAUUUCUCUCUGUGGAAAGAAAUAUUCGAAUGAGGAAUAAUAACUAAGAUGUUGUAUAGCAGCUAUCACUUGAGGAAUUUCUCAGUAUAAUAUAUUAUCAAUGUAUAUUGUUAUAUUAGGAAUACACCUCUGUAUCUGUUGAUGCAGGGGUGAAAGGGAGACGGAGAUUCUCUCUGUGCAUUGAAAAUAAUAACAGAAUGUUCAGAUUAUUAUCUUUCUAUUUUGAUGCGUCAAUCGGCUCUUCAUUCUAUUCAUGUGUACAGUUUGCGGCGACAAUAUAGAUGUUGAGUUCAGCGCGUACAUGUGGAAUUGAUUUUCGAAUACUGUUUACACUUUGUCGACUGGUGAAUUACAUUCGAAGAAACUUGUUUACGGAGAUUCAUUAAAAAUAGGGGAUUGAGAACUGCAAAUGGAUUACUAUUGCCGGCAUAUCAGCUGUGGGCCAAAUGUUGUAUUCAACGACUCAUGGAACUUAUCAACGAGUUUUCGAGACAGAAAAAAUUGUGUAGCUUAGCUAAUGGGUAAACCAGGCCUUUCGGCGAUUUUUCUCUUGAUAUCGUUGGAUAUUCUUUUGUCCUUCAUGAAAUUCUUUACUAAUUUUUGAAUAGAAGAAUUUUUUUAAAUGAAAUCAUUUUGGAAAUUCAACAGAAUUGAACUUUAAUCGAAAUUUAGUUUUAGUUUUCAAUUUCACGAGUGAUUUCAUCCGUCAAGUUUUCAAUGAAUACAAAAAGGAGAGGCCUUCGAUGCACCUGGGGUCACCUCUCCUCGGAUGCCGUGCAGCUGUCAGCAAGGCUGUCUUAUAACUCUGUCUUGGAGAAAUAAUAGUCGAUAAAGAUUUCACACAUGAACUAGUCAGUGAUCCAAGGUGACCAAGUUAAUCUGUUUAUUCAGUUCUUCGUCUGAGAAAAUUUGCGAAACAAUCCACAACUUCCGUUUAAAAAUUCUUAAUCCUUAAUUCUCAUAAAAAAUUCUCUUUCUCGAUUUGUCUGACUUUUGAGUUUUAAAUGCAUUUAAUUUUGUUCUGAAAACACGCGAAAGACAAAUCAAAUUAAUUAGUUUGUUCUAAGUUAAUUAAUUGAAUCAAUUAAUUUAAUGGGAAGUUUCAUCUUCAGCGAAAAUAUUCAACUGCAUUGUAAUUAUUCAGAAAGUUCCGAAGAUUUGGAAAUUUAUAAAAUUAUGAAGAUCAUUUUUUAUCAUUUUAUUUUAAACGCAAUUCCUGACUGUUUAAUCGUGACGAAUUCACGAUCGAUAAUCGAUGUAAUGAUUGUAUAUUUAUAUGUCUGAAGUAUCGAAGUAAUAAGAGUCAAAGAAAUAUACGAAUGUAGAUACAAGUUGUGAGAAUAGUUGCUAUUCAUAGUUGAUGAUUGAGGAAAUUUUAUAUUUCAUGUUACAUGCAUUGAUUUUCAGAACAGAGAAGAAUUAUAUUUUAUAUUUUAGUGUAUCGUGAAAUGAGAAGAAACUCUUUUUUUUACUUCUGAUUUUAUUGAUUUAGGGUCAUCCUCAUCUUCUCUUCAUUUUUCAAUAAAAAAUCGAUUGAAAAUCGAA
Molecule: messenger RNA, 4374 nt
Organism: Diachasma alloeum
Lineage: Eukaryota; Metazoa; Arthropoda; Insecta; Hymenoptera; Braconidae
Gene: tow
Exons: 5
Coding region: 1411-2370 (319 amino acids)
Source: RefSeq, a predicted model, not a curated record